Messenger RNA from Panicum virgatum (switchgrass), 2803 nucleotides. Its product is annotated as peroxisomal membrane protein 11-5. The transcript is spliced from 10 exons. Gene Ontology annotation, biological process: regulation of peroxisome size; peroxisome fission. Bases 1834 to 2574 code for a protein of 246 amino acids. The record is from RefSeq and is a predicted model, not a curated record. Lineage: Eukaryota; Viridiplantae; Streptophyta; Magnoliopsida; Poales; Poaceae. Gene Ontology annotation, cellular component: peroxisomal membrane.
GGCCAUGGCCGCCGCAGCCUCCUCCCCUCCUCCCGCUCGCCGCGCGCACGCGACCGCCUCCUUCUCUCCUCCCGCUCACAAUGCGCACGCCACGGCCGCCACAGCGUCCUCCCCUUCUCCCGCUCGUCCAGAGGCACGAUGCCCCGGAUCUCCACUCACCGGCGUGCUACCUGGUCUGCAGCCCGGCCACCGCGCAGUGGGCGUCCGUGCCGGCCUCCGGCUGGGUCCCCGCCGCCUCCCAGCAGAUGAUGUGGCUGGAUCCCCAUCGCCUCCCAGCACGCGUUCCACCUCCACCUGCUCCAGUUCUGGCUGGACGAAGAGAUUGAGGCCGAAGAGGACACGGACGAGGAGGACGAGAACGCGGAGCGGGAGGACGCCGAGCACGAGUCCGAGUCCAGCGAUCCCGCUCCGAACUUUCUUUUUCAUCCACGUGUUUGAUCCGAACUGCUUUCCCCCUACAGAUUACAUAUUUCAAAUUUGACCAUACAAAGUUGUGAUUGAAUUUUGCGGCCGCCGGAACGUCGAGGUUUGGGAGGCGGCCCUGAGGACGCUCGGCGUGGGAGCCUUCCUCUGCGCUCAGGCGGCGCCGGGCCGCCGGCGCUCCUUCCUGUCCUCACGCGCGUCAGCCUUACCAGCCUCAUGCUGCUCAUCCCAUGGCCCCUCAGCGGCUCAGCCCUUAUCCUCUGCUGCGGCACGCGUUUGGGCACAACGCGUUUCCUGUUGACUGUUUAAUUAUCUGGUUGCUCUUAGUGUUUUGUUGCAGGCUGUGGGGGUUUCCAGUCUUCCAGGGGAAGGUAUGGGUAAUUGUUUGAAGUAAACUGUAGCAUGCUAAUUUUGAGACAGCCACUUUAUGCUGAAGAAGAUUGGAAGCAUUGCUUACAGUCAAUUCUUGAACAUUGUAGCAUAUAUCUUACUAUGAACAAUAAUGCAGUGAGCAAUAAGCUCCCUAUAGAAUAAUCGUUAUGCUGAACAUUUCAACAGACUUUCUGGUUGGUGCUAUGCGAGUGUUUGAUUGAUGUGGCAUAAUGAUGAGUCAUGCUGGUUCCAGGUACGGAUGCUUUCAUUACAUCAAAGUAAACAUGCAGUUCAUGCCUGGCAUUUUUAGGUCCGCAUUUGAUGCUAAGAAAAUUCCACAAGGAGGAUACACACUUCCUUUUCUUUCUUUGAACUGUAAAUCAUCGACAUAACAAAAGGAGUCUAUUUGGGUGACUCGGUGCUGAAUUGCAAGGUUGAUGAUUCUGCCUGGCUUGCUGUUGAUGCUAAUAAUCAUCUGCCAUCAGCCUCUGCAUCAUCAGCUCUACUACGGCAGGGGCAUCGACGGCCAUAGCAACCUUCACGGUAAGCAUGCCAUGCAGUCAUCUCCACAUACCUACAAACCCGUUCCGAAGACUCAGUCCAAGAGAUGUAUUCUCUCCGUUCAUAUCCAGCCAUGUCUGAAGCAUAGGUAGAGACUGAAUUUGCAGUACAUGCAAACUCAAAAGACGGUAAGCAUGAAUCCAUUCAUAAAUUUUCGUUUAGCAAUAGAAGACUAGGUGCAAAUCAAUGCAUAUUUUUAAGCUGCUUCCUCUUUCUUGUUCAAUACAUUUUAUUAGCACUUUGUAUUAGGGAGAGAGGAGAGACUUGACCUUUUGAUAUUACUCCUGAAAAGCGUAAGACCCUUUGUGAUUCCAGCCGUCUGCACCCUCACAGAACCUUCAGCGAAAGUGAUGAGAGAAGGAUUCACGGCAGCAAGAAGCACUGUCGGAUCAUGAAGCACAAAAAUGCCAUCAAACUUGUCUUUGAGGUGUUAUCAUAAAUUUUUUGCAAGAAGGCCUUGGUUCUAGAAUUCAGGUUAUGCUUCUACAAAGAUUUGAAGUUUACUCAAUUCACACCAUGACUUCUUUGGACACUGUGAGAGGAGAUCUUGCUUUGGUCAUUUUGUACCUAAACAAGGCUGAAGCAAGAGAUAAGAUCUGCAGAGCUAUACAGUAUGGAUCAAAGUUUCUGAGUAACGGAGAACCAGGGCCAGCGCAGAAUGUCGACAAGUCAACUAGUCUAGCUCGGAAAGUUUUCAGGCUUUUUAAGUUUGUCAAUGACCUGCAUGCUCUAAUUAGUCCUCCUGCCAAAGGAACGCCACUUCCGCUGAUCUUACUUGGAAAGUCGAAGAAUGCAAUGCUGUCAACUUUCCUCUUCCUGGAUCAGAUUGUGUGGGCUGGGAGGACAGGAAUAUACAAGAAUAAGGAGCGAGCGGAGUUCCUCAGCCGGAUAGCUUUCUAUUGCUUCCUCGGUUCUAAUACCUGCACAACCAUUAUUGAGCUUGCUGAGCUCCAACGGUUAUCUGAAUCGAUGAAGAAGCUAGAGAAGGAGCUCAAACACCAAGUGCUGUACAAGAACGAGCAAUACCGAAUGAAGCUGCAGAAGUCCAACGAGCGGCGUCUGGCUCUGAUCAAGUCGAGCCUGGACAUAGUUGUUGCCGUGGGGCUGCUUCAGCUGGCCCCCAAAAAGGUGACCCCCCGCGUCACUGGGGCGUUCGGCUUUGCCAGCUCACUGAUCGCUUGCUACCAGUUGCUUCCGAGCCCACCCAAGAGCAAGUGAUGCGAUCUGUAGAGGGCAGCUGGUGGCUCCAUCCGCUACUGAUGGCAUCGAUGACGACAAAUAAAUCCGGAAGAAACUCUCCGUGUAGCAUGUUUGGUAGACACUUGUAUUGUUGACUUGGUUAUAGUCCAUUGUGGCUGAUUAUUGUACGAUCCAAGUUGUAGCUUGCGGUGCCGGGACUUGUCAUCAGUUUUCACGAAAUAAGAAAUGGCCCGGAACUUGUCAUUUA